Acipenser ruthenus (sterlet) is the source of this 4345-nucleotide messenger RNA. Its product is annotated as ralBP1-associated Eps domain-containing protein 1-like. Gene Ontology annotation, molecular function: protein binding; calcium ion binding. Gene Ontology annotation, cellular component: plasma membrane; cytoplasm. The coding region runs from base 513 to 2909 and encodes 798 amino acids. The record is from RefSeq and is a predicted model, not a curated record. Gene Ontology annotation, biological process: endosomal transport; endocytosis. Lineage: Eukaryota; Metazoa; Chordata; Actinopteri; Acipenseriformes; Acipenseridae. The transcript has 20 exons.
GGCAGGGUCAGCUUGCUGAUCAUCAGCAGCUGUUGUAGUUCUUGGCAUAGCUGGAGCGGUUAAGCACUGUUAGCUAUGCAGCAGUCAAGGAAAGAAGGCAGGACUGUGACCAUUGAUGAAUUGAGCUCCAUCCGGGUCCCUGUUCCUCCUCCCCGGCUUGCGCGGACUGACUCGCUCUGUUUGUGCGGUGACGUCACGGGGCGCAGGAAUGGCGGCGUUGGCUGUUGGAGGAAGGAGCCUACAGAGCUUUAAACUUUAUUCUUCCUAUUAUUAAUUACUGAAAUUAAAAAAGAGGAACAACUUUAAACUGCUACACACAGGAAAACAAUCCACAACUUUAACCAGGCAGAAGUAGACUGUUGCCACAACGCCAGAAGCCGGGGAUCACUUUUAAAAGAAAUUACCUGUUUUGUAUUUAAUUUAAAAGUUUAUUUGUUCCCAGACCUGCUCGUGUUGCGUUUCAUUGUUUAUUUCGCCGUGCUCUGCUACUUUCGAAUUCUUUUUAUGUUAAAAUGGAAACUUUAACCCUAAGUGAUGUGGAACAAAAAUAUUACUCGGAUUUAUUCGCCUACUGCGACACGGAAAACACCAAGAAAGUGGCUUCCAACGGGAGGGUGCUGGAGCUCUUCCGGGCGGCCCAACUACCCAGCGAGGUGGUACUGCAGAUUACAGAACUUUGUGGUGCAACAAGACUUGGCUAUUUUGGGCGUAGCCAGUUCUACAUUGCUUUAAAACUUGUAGCUGUAGCACAGUCUGGACUGCCGCUGCGGGUAGAAAGCCUGAACACAGUGAAGGAUCUCCCUCUGCCUAGAUUUGUAGUGGCAAAAAAUGAACAAGAAUCUAGACACCCAACAAUGUACUCAUCUGAUUCUGAAAACCAAAGCACAUACUCGGGUGUCAUUCCUCCACCUCCUGGUAGAAUGCAGGUCAAGAAGGUCUCUGGAAGUCAUGAAGUGAUUCAACCUCGUGCACCUACAGCAGAACUACAGCCUGAUUCCACAUCUCCAGUUGUCUCCCCACAUCAGUCUCCUCCAACCUCUCCCCACUCCUGGAGAAAGCACAAGCGGCAUCCCAGUGGAGGAAAUUCAGAAAGGCCGCCUGCAGCCACUGGGACAGUCUGGACACCCUUCGGAGAAACACAAUCAGGACCAGUCACAGGUGAUGGGAUGUGGCCUGCCCACUCUCCUCCUCCUCUUCAAGAAAGUUGGGUCAGUUUUACAGAUACUCCCCCUUCCAGCACACUUCCAACAAUGCAUCCUUCAUCACUCCAGGAGAGCACAACGGUACGAACUGUGGCAUCUGCUGCAACAGCAAAUGAAAUCCGAAGGCAAUCUAGUAGUUACGAUGAUCCAUGGAAGAUCACUGAUGAACAAAGACAGUAUUAUAUUAACCAGUUUAAAACCAUUCAGCCAGAUUUAAAUGGUUUCAUUCCAGGAUCUGCAGCAAAAGAAUUUUUUACAAAAUCAAAGCUACCUAUUCUUGAGCUUUCUCACAUUUGGGAGCUUUCAGACUUUGAUAAAGAUGGCGCGUUAACACUAGACGAGUUCUGUGCUGCAUUUCAUCUUGUAGUAGCCAGAAAGAAUGGUUAUGACUUACCUGAAAAGCUGCCAGAAAGCCUCAUGCCAAAACUUAUCGAUCUGGAUGACUCUGCAGAAGUUGUUGACCAGACUGCUGAAGUAGGCUAUUCAAGCUCCCCAGUAGAAGCGCCUCCCAGUAAAUCACCAUCAAUGCCGUCACUAAAUCAGACUUGGCCCGAUUUAAACCAGAGCAAUGAGCAGUGGGAGACUUUUAGUGAACGCUCUUCAAGCUCACAAACUCUGACCCAAUUUGAUUCUAACAUUGCACCAGCUGAUCCUGACACUGCAAUUGUUCAUCCUGUUCCCAUUCGCAUGACUCCCAGUAAAAUUCACAUGCAGGAGAUGGAGCUGAAACGAACUGCAAGCGAUCAUGCUCAUCCUACUAGUCCUUUACUUGCUAACCCUCCUGAACUUUCUGAAGAGAAUAAACUAGCAACCUCAAUAAAAUUUGUAGCUAGUAACGCUGUAGAUGGCUACAGUAGCUCAGAUUCAUACACGUCAGAUCCAGAACAGAUUGGAAGUGUGGUUACUCGGCAAAGGUCACAUUCAGGAACCUCUCCAGAGGGACUAAAAGCAGUAGCUCCACCUCCACCCCCACCAAGACCCCAUGCCUCACAUUCACGCUCCUCGUCACUAGAUAUGAACAGAAGCUUUGCUGCAGUCACCACAGGACAACAGCAAGCAGGUGCAGUUGCCUACCCGCCUGCAGUGCCCCCAAGACCUCAACCAACACAGAUUGCAGGGCCCCAUAUGCAUCGGUCAGUGGAAGGCGAUGGUCUAGUGGUUCACUCCAGUACCUCACCUCAACAAAUACCUAAGCAGCCGAACUUUGCAGAUUUCAGCCAGUUUGCAGUGUUUGCGUCAGUGGCAACAGAACAGUCAGCUGAUGAAGGUGAAAAACACUUGGAGGCCAUACAGGCUGACAAACCCAUAGAACCUGCUGGUACCGUUAGAACUGCAAAAGCUGAUGGCCGGGGAGAUGAUAAAGCAACUGUUACUGCAAACACAGCCAAAGGCUCCACUCCUCUUGCUCCUCCUCCAAAGCCUGUUCGCAGAAGAUUAAAAUCAGAAGAUGAUCUGCGACCAGAUGCAGAUGAGCACUCUCAGAAGUCAAAUGUCAUAGCUACUGUUCUAGCUACACAACCUUCAAUUCCAAGAUCUGUGGGCAAGGACAAAAAGGCUAUUCAAGCUUCAAUUAGAAGAAAUAAAGAAACAAACACUGUCUUGGCCAGGCUUAAUAGUGAAUUACAACAGCAGUUAAAGGAUGUGCUUGAAGAACGCAUUUCCCUGGAGGUUCAACUGGAACAACUGAGACCAUUUUCACAUUUAUAAGACAAUGUCUAUUACUGAACAAAUCACAAAAAGACCUAAAAGGUCCAUGCCCAUUCCCGGACUUUUGUGUUAAGCUUUGCCACUGUACCCAGCACUAGUUUGUGGUGUUCUGUUCCAUCUGGCUGUAUACCUGCAAAUGUUGCUUAUGUACAGAUCAUCUGUAUACAGAAAAUAAUGGAAAAGAACAUGUUUUGUGGGGGGGUAGGGGAAGGAAUGUUAAAAAAUGGUCGCACUUUUAAUUUAAAAUAGGAAAUAUAGGUUAAUGUGUCAGCUACUUCCCUUAGGACACUUUCAACUGACUUUUAACAGGCAUUUAAGCUACAUGUUACCAGUAUGGUCGGUUUAAGGGUCCCAUGAUGUGGGUUAAGUCAUCCUUAGACUGAACCAAUAGAGCACAUUAAAACAAACUGUAGAUGGCACAUUUUAACUUGGUAUGCAGAUAAUUGUUUUGUCAAAAUGUGAGAAGAUUUUGGUUAAAUAGGACAACUCAGAUUGAUCAGCUGCACACAAUUUCUGUUGUCUCCUGUAGUGCCAUGGUGGAUGAUUUUACAUGCCAGUUAAUCAUUCAUAAUUGUCAAAACACUUCCUUUGCUGCAGUAACAAUAAAUGAUCCAUCCAGAUGUGAAACAGAUCACCUGUUACUAAUCUUGUGAAACACUCACCAGGCUUUUUAGUUUUUAGUAAACCACAGUUGUAACUAUUACAGCAGAUUGUCUACCUUGUACAGUACGUGACCACAGGCAACUGCAAAUAUAUUAACUAUUUGGAUUAUUAUUUAGUUUUCCCCCUCAUGAAGACACCCUGACACUCCUGCAUGUACUUCAUAGAGUUCAUAAUGAGAGUCCUGAACCAAAACAAUCCUCCCUUAAAGUGUACCAACUGUUUAGAAAAAACAAACCCUAAAUGUAAUUCAAAUUUAAAGACUGCUCUUUUCAUACCCCUGAACACAAUUGUAAUCUGCAUGUCACAUGCUUCUCUAUUAUAAAUUCCCUGAAACCCAACCACUUGAUUUGUAUCUAUAUCUCCACUCUAGCCUCACUUGUGUUGGUGUCUUAUUUGUAUAUUUGUCGUUCCAAGUCAAAUCUUGUCUUUGGACCUUUUUGGGGUUACCUUUUCUUCAGCUCCUGUAAGCCUUACUCUUCACUUUGUCAGGUUUUCACAUUAAUCUGUGUUCUCCCUAUUGAACCAAGGAGAGCCUUUUUACUGCUAUUCAGGUUGAUGUACUGUAUAAGGGGUAUGUUGUAUAUUGUAUGAUACACACCUUUUGAUCUCAUAUGUAAAUUUGCAUCAAUUGCUGACUAACAGCAAAUAUUCUAUUUAAUUGCUUAUAUUCUGGCUGUGGGAUCAUAGAUUGUUAAACUGCAUGGAUGUAUCUCUGCAGAAUGAACUAGCAGCUGUGUGAUUUUUACACAAAAUAAAAACAGCACAAUAUUUUA